AUGGAUAAUGAAUACGCCACGACCUCCAUUCUGGAUGGCAGAGAUGGGGCGGAACUUUUCAGGACACUGCAGCAGGAGGCCGGCGGCACACACGACGGAGACUUUGAUAGAGAAGGAAAGGAAGAUCCUGCCUCUUCUGGGUCUCUAGAUGCACAAGUUCCAUUCAUUUCCGGGACUUAUAAGACAAUUACAGAGCACCUCAAUGCCGGAGAUCAACCAGAUACGCAUGCUACUAUACAGUACGAGCCGCCAUCAUCAUCUAGAGAUGACUAUACCCCACAUAUUCUCCACGCACGUCAUGGAGAAUGUCCCAUGGUAUUGGUAAACCGUGCGCCGAACGGGAAUCCUGGAAAUAUCGCCAGUAAUUUGCACAAUGCACAGGAUGCAGCCUGGCUUGCAGGGCUGAAAUACGCCCAAAGGAAGGUUUUCAUCCAAAGUCCGACUUUAAAUGCAGUCCCUGUGGUUGAAGGCAUCUUGAAUGCAGUCAGGCGCGGCAUCGAGUGCACAUUGUAUAUAGACGUGGGUUUUAAUGAUGGUGGGGAAGCACUUCCUGGGCAGGGGGGCACGAAUGAGGAAGUAUCCAAAACGAUGUUCGCACAGUUAAUUGACGAGGAGCAAGAGAAACUCAAACUCUAUUGGUAUACAGGCAUGUGCUUCUCCCGCAAGGAUCAAAUCAAGCCCAUUAAUGCGUCCGCGCAGAAACGGAACUGUCAUGUGAAACUAAUGAUCAUUGACGAUUCUGUUGGAAUCGUAGGCAACGGUACCAAGUCUUGGUAUCAUAGUCAAGAGGUGAACGUUAUGGUCGACAGCCCCACGGUAUGUCGGGAAUGGUUUGAUGGCAUACGGAGAAAUCAGAACACGCAUUUACAUGAGGUGGCGAAAGAUGGCAUAUACCGUGAUAUGAACGGAAACCCACUUACGGACUCUACUGGUGUUGGGUCAGGAUUUCGAGGAAUGGUCAAAGGGAUCCAGGGGAGUAUCGCGCGGGCUCGUGGCAAGGGUGGGUUUUAA
Suillus bovinus is the source of this 1011-nucleotide messenger RNA. RefSeq lists its product as uncharacterized. The record is from RefSeq and is a predicted model, not a curated record. The transcript has 5 exons. The coding region runs from base 1 to 1011 and encodes 336 amino acids. NCBI's taxonomy places the organism in Eukaryota, Fungi, Basidiomycota, Agaricomycetes, Boletales, Suillaceae.